Messenger RNA from Daphnia carinata, 569 nucleotides. RefSeq names its product cathepsin K-like. Lineage: Eukaryota; Metazoa; Arthropoda; Branchiopoda; Diplostraca; Daphniidae. The transcript is spliced from 5 exons. Gene Ontology annotation, cellular component: lysosome. The coding region runs from base 1 to 567 and encodes 188 amino acids. Gene Ontology annotation, molecular function: cysteine-type endopeptidase activity. The record is from RefSeq and is a predicted model, not a curated record.
AUGGAGUGGAACGAUUUUCUUAGAAAUAGCUCUGACACUGAAUUAGCUCAACGACUUGGCGUCAAUGAGGUUCCCGCAGUAAGAGAAGAUUUUUCCGAUUUUGACGCUGGUGAAGACCGCCAACUUCCUCCUGCAGAUUUGGACUAUCUGCUGCAUUUUGCUGCGAAACAAUCCCUGUACCCUUACAACGCUGGUGCAAAUAACACUUGCAAGUUCAGUACCAGCAUGGUCGGAGCCAAAGUCUCUAGCUUCGCGGCAAUUCCAGCCAAAAACGUCACAGCAAUGCAGGCGGCUAUCCAGAAGUACGGCCCUAUUGCUGUAGCCAUUACCAUCAUCAAUUCUUUCCAAUAUUACACAUCCGGCGUUUACGACGAUGUGAAGUGCAGCAAUCAGAGCAUAAAUCACGCGGUUUCAACCGUCGGUUGGGGGACGCAAAAUGGAACAAACCAUUGGAUCAUCCGUAAUUCGUGGGGAACCUCCUGGGGACAAAAGGGCUACAUACUAAUGAAGCGCGGUGUCAAUCUUUGCAAUGUUGAAGAUUAUCCUUAUUACGCUAUUCCUCUAUAAGA